Messenger RNA from Aspergillus affinis, 1908 nucleotides. RefSeq names its product mediator of RNA polymerase II transcription subunit 17. The transcript has 3 exons. The record is from RefSeq and is a predicted model, not a curated record. Lineage: Eukaryota; Fungi; Ascomycota; Eurotiomycetes; Eurotiales; Aspergillaceae. Gene Ontology annotation, molecular function: transcription coregulator activity. The coding region runs from base 1 to 1908 and encodes 635 amino acids. Gene Ontology annotation, cellular component: core mediator complex; mediator complex. Gene Ontology annotation, biological process: regulation of transcription by RNA polymerase II.
AUGGCCGAAUCGUUCAAUCUCCCCCUUCGUCCGCUGGUCGAGAAGCGCGAUCGCCCCGAUUCUCUUCCCGUCGAGAUCGCCCAGAUCAACACCCAAUGGGGUUCCUUCCGUGAUGUCAGCGAGAGCGCCCUGCGCGAGAAGAUCGAAGCCGAGAAGAACAAAGACUGGUCCGACGAAGAUGACAGCGACAAGACGGCGACCGAUCUGGAUACCGCCGAGCGGGUGGAUCAGCUGUAUAAGCGACGCGCGGAUAUCACUCAGCAAGCUCACAUGGAAACGAUGUUCGCUCUCGACUUUGUCUCCCUCCUCCUCUCGAAACAUACGCCUCGCCAGUCCGAAACGUCCAUGUCCGCCUACCUGAAACAAGUUGCGCCGCUGGGCUCGCUGAACGGUGAAAUCGUGGAACCUCCGCCCAAACCCGACUCGGUUCUGAGGGAUACAAAGACGGUGUCGCGUGGGUGGCGGAUGCAGAAUUUCAACUCUGCGGCGAACAAAUUGCUCGAUUGCGCUUCGCGGCUCGAUUCUGAAGUCACCUCGGAGACGAAGUACUGGAAUGAAGUCCUGGCGGUGAAAGCGAAGGGGUGGAAGGUGUGCCGAUUGCCUCGGGAGCGGCAGGCUCUGGGUGUGCAGUAUGGGUUUAUGGAAUCUACGCCGAUAUUCCGCGAUCGCGCCCUGGCAGCUCUACGCCGUUUGGACGACGGAAGCUUGAUCCUGGACAAAGGCCUGGUGCCGACCAAGGCGAAAGCGGUGCGGGUACGCGUGAGAACCCAUGGGCAAUUGACCGGAUGCUCGACGCUGCCCAAGCCAGCAUCAAACGCCGAGACAAUUGAGGGCCGAAUUCUCCAGGCGCGAGACACGCUCUACGAGGAGGAAUUGUUCCACGAGUUGUUCCGCGAGGCUCGAAUCUUGGGUGGCCAGGGAGUCACCACACGACGCAACCUGAUUCAGAUCCCCAUCUCUGAGGACCAGAAGGUUUUACUGGACCUCGUUGAUACCGACCAGGACCCAUCCUCUGACGAGGAGCAAGUUUCAUCGACUGAGCAUAACGUGCUUGCCGAUGCGCUGGGCCAUUCCACUAGGGUCCUUCUCUCGUAUUCUCACCGACAAAACCUACGCCGCAGGACGCAGCUCCCGCCACCGCUGACCCCCAAGCGCCGACACACGCCAGAAUACAGCCUCCUGCGCCCGAUCAUGGCCUACCUUCAGCACAACUCCCAUGUCCGAUGGCUGGAAUCCCAUAUGAAUGACGUACAUCACAUUCUGAAGUCCGCUGGCCUCGGCACUGAAUUCACGGCGACACCCUUCUCAUCCGUCGGCCGUCUGUCUCCGGAUGUCUCUAUCCCUAAGGUCGAAUCUUUGAUCCGCACGUUCCUGAUGCCAUUCGAAUCAACAUUCACCGGGAAGCUGGUUACCGCGCAGAGUACAUUCAAAGUGCGCAUUCGCACCAAUGUGGUCUCGCCGCCCCUCGGCACCCACUACGAGAUCUCGGUCAACAUGCCACAGUUCCCCGAAGUCCAGCCUCCAAACCGUAUCAACAUCCGGGACGAGGCCGCGCGCGUGCUGACCCAUUUCACCAUGCUUGACCUUCUCUCCGCUAUUUCGCAGAACUCAUCCACCUCUGAUGCACAGCCGGCCGCCAAUUCGUCGGAGCGUCUGGUCUGGGAGGUGGAAAAUCCGCACCACGGCGAGCUGUUGGCCCGGUUGGAGACGGGAAAAGGUCGGAAGAUGAAAGUCAGCCUGUCUCGGAAGGAGCUGAAAGCCGACACAUACUCCAUCCACAACAAUCAGGGAUUUGCACGCGUUGGGGGUAAUACCCCAACAUUACGGUCGCAGAUCUGGAGCGCUGAACCCGCGUCUCCUGAGCGGUCCAGCUUGAUGGAGUUUGUUGCGGAAGCGUCGAAGCUUUAG